Messenger RNA from Aspergillus wentii DTO 134E9, 819 nucleotides. RefSeq names its product Bax inhibitor-1 family protein. The transcript has 3 exons. Gene Ontology annotation, cellular component: membrane. NCBI's taxonomy places the organism in Eukaryota, Fungi, Ascomycota, Eurotiomycetes, Eurotiales, Aspergillaceae. Bases 1 to 819 code for a protein of 272 amino acids. The record is from RefSeq and is a predicted model, not a curated record.
AUGGCCGCAAACACAAAGUACGAGCCAGCUCCCCAGCGGGACUCCUUCGAGGAGGGGCCGGCUUACUCCCAACCCCCGCCGUCUUAUCAGGCAGCGCCGGAGUUCUCAAGCGCGCCUCGCAGCGAAGGCGACAACGUCCCUGAUGACUUCAAGUUUGGUGGUACUAUUGCGGAGGCUACUCUGCCGAUCCGUAUGCAGUUCAUUCGCAAAGUUUAUGCGAUCCUAACUGUUCAGUUGCUCCUUACAACCGCCAUGAGCUCCAUCUCUUUCUUUAGCGAAAGCUACCGCCACUGGAUCCAGGCCAACUUCUGGCUGAUGUUGGUGUCCGUCUUUGGUGCUCUGGGUUUCAUGCUUGUGACAUACUGGAAGCGCAAGAGCUAUCCGACCAACCUGCUGUUCCUUACUGGCUUCACCGUCCUUGAAGCCUAUGCCAUUAGCGUGGCCACGUCCUUCUACGACGCUCGCAUCGUGGUGCAGGCGCUCUUCCUGACCUUGGGUAUCUUCGUAGCACUCACGCUGUUUGCGUGCCAGACCAAGUACGACUUCACAAACUGGAUGCCCUACCUGUUUGGUGGACUCUGGUUCUUGAUCCUGUUCGGUUUCAUGGCCGCCUUCUUCCCCAGGAACAGCGCAGUUGAACUUGGCUUUGGUGCAAUCGGGGCUCUGAUCUUCUCUGGAUACAUUCUGGUGGAUACCCAGUUGAUUAUGCGUCACUACCACGUUGAGGAAGAGAUCGCUGCCUCUAUUUCGCUCUACCUGGACAUUCUCAACCUUUUUUUGUCCAUUCUGCGAAUUCUGAACAACCAGAACAACAAUUAG